This is a messenger RNA of Colletotrichum spaethianum, 531 nucleotides long. RefSeq names its product AP-1 complex subunit sigma-1. The coding region runs from base 1 to 531 and encodes 176 amino acids. Gene Ontology annotation, biological process: vesicle-mediated transport; protein transport. Gene Ontology annotation, molecular function: clathrin-cargo adaptor activity. The record is from RefSeq and is a predicted model, not a curated record. The transcript has 4 exons. NCBI's taxonomy places the organism in Eukaryota, Fungi, Ascomycota, Sordariomycetes, Glomerellales, Glomerellaceae. Gene Ontology annotation, cellular component: intracellular membrane-bounded organelle; AP-1 adaptor complex.
AUGGCUAUCCACUACCUCAUUCUUCUCUCUCGCCAGGGCAAAGUGCGCCUCGCAAAGUGGUUCACCACCCUGUCGCCGAAGGAAAAAGCCAAGAUCGUCAAGGACGUCUCUCAGUUGGUUCUCGCCCGUAGAACCCGCAUGUGCAACUUCCUCGAGUACAAGGGUCAGUUACCAAUGAAGCCCGGCAUCAUCAUAGCCGAGCAUCGCCUGACAUUUUUCCAUGCAGAUUCCAAGAUCGUUUACCGCAGAUAUGCCUCGCUGUUCUUCAUCGCCGGCGCCGCCUCGGACGACAAUGAGCUGAUCACCCUCGAAAUCAUCCACCGAUACGUCGAGCAGAUGGACAAGUACUACGGCAACGUGUGCGAGCUGGAUAUCAUCUUCUCUUUCACCAAAGCCUAUUACAUCUUGGACGAGCUGUUGUUGGCCGGAGAACUGCAAGAAAGCAGUAAAAAGAACGUGCUGCGAUGUAUAUCUCAGCAGGACUCGCUCGAGGAUAUGGAGGUCGAGGACGAGGUUACGAAGAUUAUGUAA